Molecule: messenger RNA, 8702 nt
Organism: Colletes gigas
Lineage: Eukaryota; Metazoa; Arthropoda; Insecta; Hymenoptera; Colletidae
Gene: Lar
Product: tyrosine-protein phosphatase Lar
Exons: 21
Coding region: 388-6495 (2035 amino acids)
Biological process (GO): protein dephosphorylation
Molecular function (GO): protein binding; protein tyrosine phosphatase activity
Source: RefSeq, a predicted model, not a curated record
GACGGCAGUACCGGUGGUGGUUGUGUCGGUAGUGGUCGUGGUGGUGGUGCUGGUGCGGGGGUGGUGGUGGUAGUGUUAGUGCUACUGGCAGAAGCAGCACGUGAACGCUCGGCGGACACGAUAAAAAGAUGCGGUGAAUCGUCCUUCUGCCAUCACAUCGAAAACGCAUCGAAGGCUUUCUCGUUGCGACUACUCCAGAUAGAGGGAGCUUAAAGAGGAUCGACAUUGAGAUUGGAUACAGGUGCGUACCGACGGAGCCGUCCCAAGAGGGGAUGAGCGAAAACGUUCAGACACUAACUUCAAACGAACGUGGAACGCUGCGACGGUGGUAUUAAGUGUGCAGUGAUCACGGGUGACCGAGGGAAGACGGGAAAGAAGGUGGUCAAUAUGACUCCUAUCUUCCUCGUCCUGUUGGUGGCACUCGACCCGAUUAUCGCGCAGAUUGGUGAUCCACCGACGUUCCUGGUGAGGCCGCAAUCGCAGCAGGUGAAGGCAGGCGGAGUAGCGAGCUUCUACUGCACGGCGGAGGGUACGCCGCCGCCCAAGAUCCACUGGAGGAAGAACGGAAAGAAAAUUACCGAUGCACAGGCACGGUACAUGGUGCAGAACUACACAAACGGAGCUGCACUACGGAUCGAACCUGUCAGGCCAGGUACGCGACAACAACCGUUCCGCGACAACGCCCUGUACGAGUGUCUGGCCGAGAAUGGAGUUGGUGACGCAGUGUCAGCCGAGGCGCAGCUCAAAGUCUACGAAACGGAAAAACUGCCAAACGGAUUCCCGAUGAUAUCUCAAGCACCGACGUCGAAGGUGAUCGAAGUGGGCCAUAACACGAUGUUGAUCUGCACGGCUGUCGGUUCACCGCCCCCGAUCAUAUCCUGGGUACGAAACGGUCUGCCCAUCGACACGACCAAUCCACGUUACACGGUUUUGGGGACCGGCGAGCUGCAGAUUACUGCAUCCGAGGAGAUGGAUCAAGGAAAAUACGAGUGCGUGGCGAACAAUUCUGUCGGCACCGAGUACUCCAAAACGGCCAUGUUAUACGUGAAGGUUCGCCGCGUCCCACCUUCGUUCUCCAUUCCACCACCUGCCAUGAAAAAAGUAACGCUGGGCUCGUCUUUGAACUUGACCUGCGUGGCAGCCGGUGCUCCUAUGCCCUUCGUCAAGUGGAGAAAGGAGCCAGCGACUGAUUUAACGCCGGACGACAAACUGCCGAUCGGAAAGAACGUUCUUGUGCUCACCAACGUCCAAGAGUCAGCCAACUACACGUGCAAGGCCGUCACCUAUCUCGGGGUGAUAGAAGCUACCACGAUGGUGAAAGUUCAAUCUCUGCCAAGCGCUCCGGAAAACGUUCAAGUCUCCGACAUCACCGCGACGUCCGUGAAGCUCACAUGGUCGUACAAAGGUACCGACGAGCUGCUCUACUACGUGAUUCAGCACAAACCGAAGCACGUGAAUCAGGCAUUCGCCGAGAUAUCGGGCAUCACGACGAUGUACUACCUGGUCCGGAGUCUCAGCCCCUACACGGAGUACGAGCUCUACGUGAUAGCCGUGAACGCCAACGGGCGUAGUCCCCCAAGUGCCCCGGCGAUAGUCACCACUGGCGAGACGACGGAAUCGACAAAUGGAGGUGCCAAACCUGGUACUGCGCCGCGCAAGGUUCAGGCCCGACCAUUGAGUUCCAGCACGGUGGUCAUACAGUGGAACGAGCCAGAGACACCGAACGGUCAAGUGACGGGAUAUAAAGUAUACUACACGACGGAUUGGAAUCAACCAAUGGCGUCCUGGGAAUAUCAGAUGGUGGACAACAAUCAGCUAACCACCCUGUCGGAUCUAACGCCGUACAUGAUCUAUACAAUCCGAGUGCAAGCGCUGACGAGCGUCGGUCCCGGUCCUCUGAGCCUGCCCGUUCAAGUAAAGACGCAACAAGGGGUACCGAGUCAACCGGAAAUGUUGACGGCGGUAGAAAUCGGGGAGACCAAAGUAGUACUCCAAUGGAGUAAGCCAGCUCUUAGCGCGGAAAAUAUCCUCAGCUAUGAGCUAUAUUGGAACGAUACUUACGCAAAGGAGAAGCAUCAUCGAAGGAUACCCGUCGCCCAAAACUACACGCUGAUGAAUCUCUAUCCGAACACGCUGUACUACGUUUGGCUGGCCGCGAGAAGUCAGAGGGGGGAGGGAGCAACGACGAUACCAUAUCCGGUUCGCACGAAACAGUACGUCCCCGGGGCUCCGCCUCGCAAUGUAAACGGACGAGCGACCAGCCCGACCUCCAUAUUGGUAACAUGGGAACCCCCGCUUGCCAAUCAAUCGAACGGGAUGAUCGUGUACUACAAGCUGCAAGUCGUCGAGAGCGGACGCUCCGACUCGGAGGCGAAGAUUAUCAAACUGAAUGACACGCGAUUCGAGUUGGACGAACUGAGAAAGUGGACCGAGUACCGGAUUUGGGUAUUGGCCGGGACCAGCGUAGGUGACGGGCCCCCGAGUUACCCUAUCACGAUCAAAACUCACGAGGACGUACCGGGAGAUCCCCAGGAUGUCAAAGCUACGCCCAUCAACUCGACCGCGAUACACGUCGAAUGGAAACCACCGAAACCGAAAGAACAGAACGGCGUGAUAAGGGGUUACCAAAUACACGUGCAGGAAGUGAGGGAAGAGGGAAAGGAUCUCCUAAACGAACCGAUACGACGCGACGUGCAAGAAGACGAUGUGCUGGAAGUGACCAUUGCCGGUUUGCAACCAGACACAAAAUACUCGGUUCAAGUAACCGCCUUGACGAGAAAAGGAGACGGCAAACGUUCGACACCGGUUCACGUCAGAACACCUGGAGGUGUACCAAACAGACCUCAUGUUACCGUCAAAGUUCCGCUCAAAGAUGGCGACGAGCUCGAGCUAGAUUGGGCACAACCCACGCAAACUUUUGGCGUUCUUUCGGGCUACAGGAUAAGAUACGGAAUUAAAAAUCAGACGCUCAAAGAAGAAUUUAUCCAAGGAACGGAUCAACACACCUACAAAAUCAAGGGUCUUGAAGAACGGGGUGUAGAAUACGAAUUUAGGGUCGCUGGACAAAACGAGAUCGGAUUCGGGCAAGAGACGGUACAAUAUUGGUCCAGCCCCGAAGGAGAACCCAGCGGGCCGCCGACAAAUUUGUCGUACUUCUUUCAAACGCCUGAUACAGUAUGCGUGACGUGGGACAUGCCCCUCCGAAAGUACAGGAACGGCCAGAUAAUCGGUUACGACAUUCAAUUCAAUAAGAAAAACGACCAUUCGACGAUCAUCGACCGUAACACGACCAAGACGAGGGCUGUUUUCACGAACCUGGAAGAAAACACGGAGUACGUGUUUCACGUGAGGGCUCACACGUCGAAAGGCAGUGGCCCUUACUCGGAGAAGAUCACGAUAAUAACGGACAAAGACAUUGGCCGAGCACCGAUGUCCGUAAAAGCGGUGGCCACGUCGGAGACCAGCGUGGAGGUUUGGUGGGAGUCGGUGCCCAAUCGUGGGAAGAUCGCUGGUUAUCAAAUCUUUUACACGACUACGGCCGUGGAGGACUUGGACGAAUGGAAACAGAAGACCGUUGGUCUCACGGAAUCCGUGGAUCUCGUCAACUUGGAGAAGUUUACCCAAUACGCGAUCACGGUUGCCGCGAGAUACAACAAAGUCCCCAGCCUAGGAAGGCUCAGCGACAAGGUGACCGUGAAAGUGAAACCGGAAGACGUUCCGUUGAAUCUAAGGGCGCCUGACUCCUCCACCCACUCGAUGACUCUCUCCUGGACACCGCCUAUAAAACUGAACCCAGUCAACUAUAAAGUUUCAUUCGACGCCGUGAAAGAGUUCGUCGACUCGCAGGGCAUCACGCAGACACAAAAUGUUGCGCGCAAACAGAUCCUCUUGGAUCCCAGCGAUACGACCACCACGAUAAACGAACUGCAACCGUUCACCACGUACAACGUGAACGUAAGCGCGGUACCACGCGACGGACAAUACAGGCCGCCCGCUAAAAUUACGGUCACCACGCAAAUGGCGGCCCCGAAGCCUAUGGUCAAGCCAGACUUUUACGGGGUGGUGAACGGCGAGGAGAUCCAAGUGAUCUUGCCUCAGGCCUCCGAGGAAUACGGACCAAUUUCUCACUACUACUUGAUCGUCGUACCCGAGGACAAGUCGACGAUGGACAAGCAACCCGACGAACUGACGGAGGACAUGAUCACGGGCAAGGGCACCAAAGAGGAAAGAGCGAACGCCCCCUACAUCGCGGCCAAAUUCCCGCACAGGGACAUUCCGUACACGUUCCACUUGGGCAGCGGAGAGAUAUACGAGGGCUACGAAAAUCGGAAACUCGAGAAGAACAAACGGUACCGAAUCUUCGUGCGCGCCGUCGUCGACACGCCCAGAAAGCAUCUGUACACGUCGUCGCCCUUCUCCGAGUAUCUGUCGCUCGAUAUGAGGGAGGUACCACCCGGUGAACCACCGCGACGUCCUAACCCGAACACUCCAGUAGAUGGAAAUCCAGAGAUCAUUGCAAAAACUAACGGGCAAGAACCGGGCAUGGUGUGGGUGGUGGGUCCAAUAAUAGCGGCGUCGAUGGUCAGCGUGUUUCUGGUUCUUCUGUUUGUUAUCAAAAAACGAAGACAACCGUGCAAAGCACCCGACCAAGCAGCGGUAACUCGACCACUAAUGGCCGCCGACAUCAGUUCGAACCACGCGCCGUCCGAUCCGGUCGAAAUGCGUCGUCUGAAUUUCCAAACGCCCGGCAUGAUCUCUCAUCCACCUAUCCAUAUCAGCGAGCUAGGGAAUCACAUCGAGUGUCUAAAAGCGAACGACAAUCUAAAGUUCAGCCAGGAAUACGAGUCUAUAGAGCCCGGGCAACAGUUCACGUGGGACCACUCGAACAUGGAGAUAAACGCGUCGAAGAAUCGUUACGCGAACGUGAUCGCGUACGACCAUUCAAGGGUGAUUCUUCAGAUGAUUGACGGCAUAUCGGGCACGGACUACAUAAACGCGAACUAUUGCGACGGUUAUAGGAAACAGAACGCGUACGUGGCCACCCAGGGACCGCUUCAGGAGACUUUCGGUGACUUUUGGCGAAUGUGCUGGGAACUUCGGUCGAGCACCAUCGUGAUGAUGACGAAACUCGAGGAGAGAACGAGGAUAAAGUGCGACCAGUAUUGGCCGACCAGGGGAUCCGAGACGUACGGUCUGAUGACGGUGACGAUCACCGACGUACAAGAGCUGGCCACCUAUUGCAUCAGAACGUUUCAAGUAUCGAGGGCCGGAUACUCCGAGAGACGCGAGAUAAAGCAGCUGCAAUUCACGGCCUGGCCGGAUCACGGUGUACCCGAGCAUCCAGCUCCGUUCUUGCAAUUUCUGCGCAGAGUACGUUCCCUGAAUCCGCCCGAGAGCGGACCUCUGAUCGUCCACUGCAGCGCCGGGGUCGGUAGGACCGGCUGUUUCAUCGUCAUCGACUCGAUGCUCGAGAGGAUCAAACACGAGAAGAUGAUCGACAUAUACGGUCACGUGACCUGCCUGCGCGCCCAGAGGAACUACAUGGUACAGACCGAGGAUCAGUACAUAUUCAUUCACGACGCGCUCUACGAGGCGGUGAUUUGCGGUAACACCGAGGUGCCCGCCAGAAACCUGCACUCCCACAUCCAGAAGCUCAUGCAACCGGAGAUCGACAACAUAACCGGGAUGGAGCUGGAGUUCAAGAAGCUAUCCAAUAUCAAGGUGGACUCGUCGCGAUUCAUAUCGGCGAACCUGCCCUGCAACAAGCACAAAAACCGGCUGGUGCACAUUCUGCCGUACGAGUGCGCCAGAGUGUGCCUGCAGCCUCAGCGCAACAUCGAGGGUUCCGAUUACAUAAACGCGAGCCUGAUAGACGGUUAUCGUUACCGGGGCGCUUACAUCGCUACCCAGGGCCCUCUCUGCGACACGACGGACGACUUCUGGCGCAUGCUCUGGGAGCACAACUCCACGAUCGUCGUGAUGCUGACGAAACUGAAAGAAAUGGGUAGAGAAAAGUGCCAUCAGUACUGGCCGUCCGACAGGUCCAUUCGUUACCAAUGCUUCGUCGUCGAUCCGAUCGCGGAAUACAACAUGCCGCAAUACAUUCUGCGCGAGUUCAAAGUGACGGACGCGCGCGACGGAGCCAGCCGCACGGUCAGACAGUUUCAGUUCAUCGACUGGCCGGAACAGGGUGUACCCAAGUCUGGCGACGGAUUCAUCGACUUUAUCGGUCAGGUGCAUAAAACGAAAGAGCAGUUCGGCCAGGACGGUCCGAUCACCGUGCAUUGUAGCGCCGGCGUCGGAAGAACGGGCGUCUUUAUCACGCUCAGCAUCGUGCUGGAACGCAUGCAGUACGAGGGGGUCGUCGACAUAUUCCAGACUGUCAGAAUAUUGCGAACACAGCGUCCCGCGAUGGUUCAAACUGAGGACCAAUAUCAGUUCUGUUAUCGUGCCAGUCUGGAGUACUUGGGUUCAUUCGAUCAUUAUGCCAACUGACAACCCGAUACACGCGAGGAAAGGGAAUCCACCAGGGAUAGAAGGGAUCGUCAAAGGAGCGAGAGAGACGUCGGAGAGCGGGCAAAAGUACGACGCGUCUAGUACAAUGAAGUACAAGGAGUAUGUGUAACUAUUCAAUGAACGGGAAAUGUAGCCUAUACUAUGAUUCCGGGGCAUAACAUAACUAUACUCGUACCUUCCAUGGACAAAUACAGUAGAGACGCGAUUUUCGGCAAACUUCUUGGGCAACUAACGCGUAGGCAGCCACGAGUAUUCUUAGUAAAUGGUGUUUUGCAGCUAUCUCGGCCGUGCGGAAGACAUUUUUAAUUUUUUCGCGGUAUCGUAAGUGCUGAUAUCAAUUUUAUUCGAAUUACCGAACGACUAACGGAACAAGAAGACUGCCGUUUAGAACGUACGGCUAAAGUAAUCGUAGAAACAAUCAUAUCUGUAGAAAAUAUCCUUUUCCCGAAAGUUCUUCUACGGGUUACGGAACAAAAACAAAAAAAUACAAUUUAAAGGAUUCUAGAAAAGGAAACGAGAAGUACACGGACACGAGAGCGACUUCCGCGUUUACGAAAAUCGAUCGAGCGACGGAGACUGAUUCUUAUUAAAGAAAAUGAAAAAGAAAAAAAAAAAGGAAAAAGAAGAUCUCGAAAAAAUCGUAAUCGAAAGUUCGAUCAUUGAAACAUAUCCGACUCACGAUCAUCCGUGGACACCUUGCGAUUACAUUUUUUCCAGGUCCCUCGCAAAACUACGGUUGCUUAGAUAGUCUAGGUUUUGCUAAGCUAAGACGAACUGACGGGGAUUAACGCGAUCGUGUGCCUCGCGAUAUCAAACACGCGAAUACAAGUUCAAACUUUUCCUAUCCGUUGGAGAACAGUGCUUCCAUAUUUGUGGGAAACGUAAUGUCUGAAAGCGAACGAUCGACGCACGCGAGAGUGCGUUUUGUCUGGAAAUACAAGGAAAAAAAAACAGAAAUCGAAAAGAAAAACACAGACCGUGGCACGUUCUAAAAGUACUUAUCGAUGCGACAAAAACGAUAUUAAGAACAGAGAAAUUGCAAAAGAUCUCCGUAACAAGCGUCGAGAGAAAACCAGAGGGACACGAGUUUCCGCUCACUGACUCGAAAAUUACCAUACUGCCAAAUCGACAAUUAUUCAUGCUGAGCCCAUUACGCACGAUAGGGAUCUUCUCAUUACCUACUGUAAUUUUAAGUAGACCGUAAGCGAUUGUUCUAAGAUUAGAGUGUAAGCGAUGCCAUUAGAAGAACAAAAUGAAAAACAGGUUGGUCUGAAUGAAGGAAGAGUGAAAGGAAACGGUGCCUAUAUUCAAUUUAAAUGCACAAAAAGAGUUGUGCAGGUUUCUAUGAAAAACUAAUUUAACUAGAAGCACUGUAUGUCGGAUUUGCGUACUGUUCCCCCCCCGAGCCCUCGACGCCCUCGUGUACAAAGUUCCAUUAUAGGCUUCUAUCUCGACACUACUUUUAACGAUUUUCCCCGGUUGUUUAAAUCGACUUCGAUCAUUCCUGGCUCGGUUUAUACUAAAACUGAGACGUCUAUUUCGUAGUACAACAUACCAAAAUCAUAGUUUACGAUCGAACAGAAUUAAAACCCCGUAAAAUCGACGAGAUAUUAUAUCAUCUACUGAAACGCCAAAUCAAUGCCAAAAACGAACGUUAACGCUGAUGCAAUCGAUCCUACACGCACGCACACACACAUACAUAUACACAUACACACAGCAUAUCCUUUUUGAUAACGAUCGAAACAUUCGACGUGUAUUAAUUGUAUAUUGUAAUUCAAAGAGUUGCAAAGUUCGUAGUCUACGAAGACAAUAAACAAUAUGCUCGUUUGUAUAUCUUCUAUAUUUCGAAAAUCCUCGUCGUACCGUUCGGUAUAUAGAGUUAUUCUAUCGCUGUUCGAUACAAUAGAACGUACAAUUCUAUUUACUAAAACGUGUAAGUAUAUACGAUAACGAUUGUACUCUCCUGUAAGAAAAGGAUCCAUUUUGGUUUUUGGCAUUCGUUUGGCUUCGAUCGUUUGCUCGUACAAUACCCUGUCGCUCGGUAUAGCGUUUAAAAACAGUCAGUAUUACUUUUUUAAAUUCGACCUUUGAUAUCCUAAACUGCUAAAUCAAGCAUAAAUUUUCAUUUAAAAGUGGUUCGAGGGUCAGGAAUUGUGACUAAGUGUACAUAAAUGCACCGUCUGUCA